AUGGAAGCAUUGACAAAAAUAAGACAAGCAGAUAAUGUAGACAAAGAUCUGAAGAAUGAAAUGGAUGAAAGAGUAAGGGAACUUUCAGCUCUUGUUGAAGCGCACGAGGCUCAUGGGAACGAAUCAUCAGCUCGGGUGAAAGAGUUAGAGGGCCAGUUAACUGGCUUUAAAAUUGAGUUGGAAUCCUUGUGCUGUCAGAAAAGAGAUUUGGAAGCAUGGAAAGAAGGCAAGGCUGCUGAAGCUAAACAGCUAGGAGAGAAAAAUAUUGUACUGCAUGCUCGGGUUUUGGAACUUGAGAUAGGUUUAAAAGGAAAAGAAGAUGAAAUAUCUGAUCUCCAGAAGAAACUCAAGGAAAAUGAGGACAGUUCAGCAUCAAAAGUUUCAGACUUGAUGGCACAGGCCAACAAUCUGCAAGUUGAAGUUGAUUCGUUGCGUGCGCAAAAAGGUGAACUGGAACAAAAGAUGGUGAGUAAAAAAAAUGAAUCACUGGCUCAAGUGAAGGGCUUAAGGGAUCAGAUCAAUGGUGUGCAGAGGGAAUUAAAGUCCCUACGCCAGCAGAAAACCGAAUCAGAAGCACAACUGGAUAAGAAGAACAAAGAAAUUUCCAAACACCUGCUUCAGAUAGAAAAUCUGAAAGAGGAACUAAAUAGAAAGGACACAGUUGAAAUGAAAAUGAUGGAUGAAAGACAAUGUCUUCUUGAGAGGAUGAAGGAGUUGGAAAUGCAAAUGGACUCUCGACGCAGCCAAAAGAAAAAUUUGGAAAAGCAGAUAAAAAAUAGAAACCAGGAGACCAAUAAGUUGAGACAGGAAAAUGAGGGUCUGCUUUCUAAAAUUUUUGAGUUGGAGAGAACACUGAAUGACAGAGGGGAUGAGUUUUAUGCUCUUCGAAGAGAAUGCGAGGAUGGAAAGAAUGAAUCUUCUACUCAACUUACGGAUUUAACAACACAGGUCAGCAAUUUGAAACAGGAAUUGGAUUCCUUGCAGACUAAGAAAAGCCACCUGCAGAUUGAGAAAGAGAGCAGACAAUAUUUUGAAAGGCUGGGUGAGAUGGAAAAUCAAAACAGUAAAUUGACAGGAAAGAUAGCCCGGAUUGAGAGAGAGAACAGAAAAUAUUUGGACAGACUAACUGAGAUGGAACAUCAAAACAAUAACUUGACAGUUAAGAUUUCCGAACAGCAGCGAAUUCUUAAGGAACAGGAAGAUACUAUCAGGAAGUUCAAUAAGGAUCAUAAACAAGCUAAAAUUUGGUUUCCGUCGUCCAAAUUGAAUCUACAAGUAGCAGAGAGGAAGAUGGAAGAAUUGGCAGAGAAGUACCGGAUUAAUAUGAAGAUAACGUCCGCCUCUUGUACCAGAGAAUCCGAGUAG
Messenger RNA from Prunus armeniaca (apricot), 1365 nucleotides. The record is from the annotation of a GenBank genome assembly. Lineage: Eukaryota; Viridiplantae; Streptophyta; Magnoliopsida; Rosales; Rosaceae.